GGAGUAGCGGAGCGGCAACGCGCGUCUGUUCCUCCUCCGAGACGCCCGAGCCCGCUGGCGCGUCGUACGCGGCGGCGACCUCUGAAGCUCACACCCGCGCAUAACAGUCUACGAUUUCAUGUGGAGGACCGCGAAACGACGGAAGAAGAAGGGGCCAGUGUCCACGUCUUGGGUGACCGAUGUCGUUUCGACUCGAUUCGAUAUCACCUUUCGGGUUGAUUCGGAGAGAUGAGCGUGAACGGUCGACGCUGUAACUUCGAGACGACGUCGCGGCGUCCACCUGUUUACGGCGCAGCGGAGACGGCGGGCGUCCCUUCGCGACGAGAAGUGUGGCCGUAGUUCUAUCGAUUCUGUACAAGUGCGCGCGUGUAUAUGUGUCCUUUGUGUUAAUUGUACUGGUGAGUGGCCAGCAGUGUAGUUGGCGUGUGCUACAUUGUGGCGCACCGCUUUCGCGAUGCGCCGGACGCUCCGGCGUGAGCCGAAGCAGACGACACCAUCCGGCGGACCGUUAUUUUGGGCCCACGUCGUCUGCUGCGUCCUUGCGUUCUACGGUGUCGAUGUCGGUGCUGCAUCCGAUCCUCCAAAGGUGCAGCCUUUCCAGUUCCCGAGUCGGCCCCAGUUGGGCAAGCGUCUACGCAUCACGUGCUCGGUGACACAGGGCGACUCGCCACUAAGCUUCGCCUGGCUCAAGGACGACGUCGAGCUGACGGCUUCUUCCUCCGACGGCGUCGACGAUCACCACCCGGUCUCCCUGGACUCCGGGCCCGAGAGCUCGGUGCUCGUGCUCAAGCGUCUGGGCGUCGACGACAUCGGAAAUUACACGUGCGUCGUCUCCAACGCGGCGGGCACCGACAAGUUCCAGGCAUUCCUGAGGUUCCCAGUGCCACCUUUCUGGAAGCGUGAGCCGGAGCCCGUGCAGGCCGUGCGGGGCGAACGUGCCGUCCUGUCGUGCGAGGCCGGUGGAUACCCGGAGCCGCAGGUGACCUGGAAGAGGCGACACGCCGACGGUGCCGAGCGUGCUGUGGUGAAGAGCGACCGCGUUCGCGUCACCGAGAACGGCUCGCUCCAGCUGGAUCCCGUGCUGGUCUCGGACCGGGGCUGGUACACGUGCCAGGCGCACAAUGGAGUGCCACCGGACGUACAGCGCCAGGUGGCGCUCAAGGUGAGAGCGCCACCCACGGUCAACGUAAACGCGAAAGUGGUGACAGUUCGUCGAGGGGAGACGGCCACCUUGGUGUGCAACGUCACGGGCGACCAGCCAAUCACGGUCACCUGGACCAGGAACGGCAAGAGCGACCCCCUCGUCGAAAUGGCCGGGCGCGAGGUGUACCAGGUGCCCUCCGAGGAGUGGGUGGCCUCGACGCUGGUACUCAAGGAAGUGGACGGCAUGGCCGCAGCCUCGUACACCUGCACGGCAGCCAACGAGCACGGUGCAGACCAGGCUGUGUUCGCCGUCAACGUUCUCUUUCCGCCGCCUACGCCGCACAGCUUGAAGACGACCGAAAUCGGCACGCGGUUCGCCCACAUUGAGUGGUCGCACUCGAGCAGCAACGUGACCCGCUACGUUGUUCGUCACUGGAAACUCACAGGCGUGGACAAGGUUCUGUUCGAGCACACGGUGCCCGGCGCGUUCCAUUCGGCGCUGCUGAUGAACCUUCGACCCGGGUCUCAGUACAAGGCGUUCGUGGUGGCGGAGAACAGUGUGGGACAGAGUCCACAGUCGAACUCUGUCAUAUUCAACACGGCCGAAGAAGCCCCGGAGGCUUCUCCCACCGACGUGGACUGCGAGCCCGUCAAUGCGUCAAGUAUCGAACUUUUGUGGAAGUCCCCGCCAGAGGAGCAGUGGAACGGUGCGGCCAAGGGCUUCUACGUGGGCCUGAAGCAGGCCGACCACGGCACCCCGUACGUGUACGAGAUGGUGCCCUUCGAAAGCGCCACCGACGACGUGCUGCGGCGAGUCUUCACCCGCAUGGCACCUGCCACCGUGUACAGCUUCGUGGUCAGGGCAUUCAACUCGGCCGGCUCCGGGCCGGCCACCAGGGAGCUGAGGUGCACCACGCUCUCGGGAGAUCCACCUCCGGCUCCAACCCUUUAUCUAGUCAAAACGGAGGAGUCCAUGGUCACUCUCAGCUGGAAGAUACCCAAAACGCACAACGCCACCGUCCUCCAGUACGUGCUGGAGACGAGACGCGACUACACGGACGAGGUGUCGUUGCAACACUUCCCGUCGACGACGAACGUGGCCACCGUCUCCAACCUGGAGAGCAGCGUCAAGUACAGCUUCAGACUGGCCGCGCACAACCGAUACGGGCGCGGCGCCUUCUCCAAUCCGAUCACCGAGUCGACCAGGCUCAAAUUCACGAAUCGUCUCCUGUCGGGAAACCUCCAGCAACCCGAGAGUCCAUUCUACAUGCGCAGCUACUUCUUCAUCGUCAUCAUCGCCUGCGUCACUCUGGUCACCCUGUCGGCCGUCAUUUCCUGGGCAUGCGUAAAGAGGGCCAUCAUCGCGCAAGAGCGUCGCAACAAGGCAGCAGCGGCGAGCCUCCGCUGCAGACCGUCCCUGUCCGGUGCGUACAGCCCCCGCUGGGUGCACGACCCCAGGGUGUUCGACGACAACUACGACAUGCCCUGGGACACCGCCAACCCGCAACGCGCCGCUUCACCCCACGCCUACACGAACGUGUAUAACCCAAGUUCAAGGUCCUGACGUCAGUCGUGACGUCACUGAGCACACCGCCAAAGACUGAAGGAGGGGGGGAGCACCCUUACGUGCCUUGCGAGGCCGCCGUCGCAUAGGAGGCGUUCUCGUCGAUCGUCGUUUGUACAGAGAGUUGCGACUGAUCUCAAAAUAAAUACAACGCGUUCAUA
Molecule: messenger RNA, 2868 nt
Organism: Rhipicephalus microplus (southern cattle tick)
Lineage: Eukaryota; Metazoa; Arthropoda; Arachnida; Ixodida; Ixodidae
Product: cell adhesion molecule Dscam1
Biological process (GO): homophilic cell-cell adhesion; synapse assembly
Cellular component (GO): synapse
Molecular function (GO): protein binding
Source: RefSeq, a predicted model, not a curated record